Molecule: messenger RNA, 2446 nt
Organism: Osmerus eperlanus (European smelt)
Lineage: Eukaryota; Metazoa; Chordata; Actinopteri; Osmeriformes; Osmeridae
Gene: gja3
Product: gap junction protein, alpha 3
Exons: 2
Coding region: 787-2277 (496 amino acids)
Biological process (GO): cell-cell signaling
Cellular component (GO): connexin complex
Molecular function (GO): gap junction channel activity
Source: RefSeq, a predicted model, not a curated record
UGUUUCAGUUUUAGUAGGAGACAGGGCAUUUUCUGGCAAGUUCAUAUUGGCUGGGCCGACAUAAAACGCCAAACAAACGAUACAAGGGCAACAAAGGCGUUCAUGUGACUGGUGUUGGCAGAUGUUUUGGGAUGCCUUCGUUUUAUAUUUUUCCCUUAUUAUCUUCUACAUCGAUUCAAUUUUAAAUAACUCUUUACAAUAACCAACUGCAGUGCUUAGAUCAAUACUAAUUUAGUUUAGCAGGUAUUGGCUUUACGUUCUUGUUCUUGUCAUAAAGGUCUUAAAUAUUGCUACAGUAUCAAUAUUUCGAUUAGUAAAUUGUUCCUUGGUUUAUCAAUUACAAAAUUGCAUGGAAAAUCGGAGGAUUAUUUUGUAUGUAUGUGUUAAUGUAUGUGUGGUGUAAAUGUGAAGUGAUUAUACGUGACCCCCAUGGCCUGGAGUUGAUAUACAGUGGGAGUGGUGAAGCAGGGUACACAGCACUCCUACAAUAUCAGCUCUCUGCUGUUUUUGAACUUUAUAAUGUUGAUCUCAGCACAUGCCUGCUGGGCAGUGGAGCGAGAGAGAGAAAAAGAGAGAGAGAGGGAGGGAGAGAGGGAGAGAGAUGAAAUGAGAGAGAGAAAGAGGGAAAGAGAGGGAGAGAGAAAGAGAGAAUGGGACAGCACAAGAAGUGUAGUGACAUACAGUAGGAAAGUCCUCAUUUGUUCAGACACAAGUGUCUAAGCUAUGUUGUGACAUCAAAUGUUUUUAUUACUUUGAAGAAUAUUUCAUAGGCUAGACUUGUGAAGCAUGGGUGACUGGAGCUUCCUGGGACGGCUGCUGGAGAACGCCCAGGAGCAUUCGACAGUUAUCGGCAAGGUGUGGUUGACGGUCCUCUUCAUCUUCCGUAUCCUGGUGUUGGGGGCUGCAGCGGAGGAGGUGUGGGGCGACGAGCAGUCCGACUUUACCUGCAACACGCAGCAGCCCGGAUGCGAGAACGUCUGCUACGACGAGGCGUUCCCCAUCUCCCACAUUCGCUUCUGGGUGUUGCAGAUCAUCUUCGUGUCCACGCCCACGCUCAUCUACCUGGGCCACGUCCUGCACAUCGUCCGUAUGGAGGAGAAGCACCGGGAGAAGGAGGAGGAGCUGCGCAAGGCCAACAGGCUCCAGGAGGAGAAAGAACUCCUAUACAGAGAUGGGGGAGGGGACGGAAGGGGGGGUGGGGACGCAGGGGGCGGAGGAGGCGGAGGGAAAGGCAAAGGAGGUAAGAAGGUGAAGCCGCCCAUCAGGGAUGAGCAUGGCAAGAUUCGCAUCCGAGGUGCAUUGCUGCGCACGUACGUGUUCAAUAUUAUAUUCAAAACCCUGUUUGAAGUGGGGUUCAUUUUAGGUCAGUAUUUGCUCUAUGGCUUCCAGCUAAGGCCCCUAUACAAGUGUGCCCGGUGGCCCUGCCCUAACACCGUGGACUGCUUUAUAUCUCGGCCCACUGAAAAGACCAUUUUUAUCAUAUUUAUGCUUGUGGUGGCUUGCGUGUCUCUUUUGCUGAAUUUGUUAGAGAUUUAUCACCUGGGAUGGAAGAAGGUUAAACAGGGGAUGGCAAGUGAGUGUGCCCUCGACCAGGAGUCUCUGCACCGCUCUCCUGUGUCCCCUGACUCUGCCUCCAGAACUGCCCCUGCCCCCCUCAGCCCCCCCCCCAACUAUGCCAGCGUGCCGGCAGGGAGCGGGGUGUUCCUGGCACCUGUGGCCCCCCUGCAGGACGAGCUGACAGAGCCUGGCUCCGCCUUCUACAUCAGCAGCAACAACCACAGGCUGGCCGCGCAGCAGAACUGGGCCAACAUGGCCACUGAGCAGCAGACUCGGGAGAUGAACGCCUCUUCCUCCUCCUCCUCCUCCUCCUCCUCCUCCUCCUCCUCCUCCUCCUCCAGUGGCAAUGAGCCGCCUCCUGGCGGGGCCCCCCCCAUCCCCUUUCCUAGCUCCGCCCCCACCUGUCCUAGCUCCGCCCCCACCCCUUGCCCCAGCUCCGCCCCCACCCCCUGCCCUAGCUCCGCCCCCACCCCCUGCCCCAGCUCUAACCCCACCCCUUGCCCUAGCUCCGCCCCGAGCUCCUCCCCCACCCCCACACCCUGCCCCGGCUCCAGCGUUGGCAGCCUGAGUGGUGGAAAGAGCGAGCGGGAGGACAGCCCCCUCACCACCACCGUUCAGAUGCACCAACCCCCGGUCUACGUGGCAGCAGACCCUCGCAGGCUGAGCAGAGCCAGCAAGAGCAGCAGCAUCAGGGCCAGGCCCAAUGACCUGGCUGUGUAGUCGUGUUAGAGAGAAACCUUCCCAGACGCCUGCAUGGUACCCAGGCAUGCUUGAUUUCGGUAUCCUCAUGCCUUUUCCUUUUUUACAUCCAGGUCAUAUCUCAUCUAUCAGAUAUUUGGCAUUUCUUUUUGUAUAGGUUGAACAUUAGAGGUAGAAGCUGUACUACAAC